GUCUAGAGAAUAUCAAAUGGAUCCGUUAGAAAGAAAAACGUGAAAUUUUUGUUUUGUUCUGAAAAAAGAAGAUUUCAACAUGUUUGGAAGAUAUGUCAGUCAAUGCAUUUCACUCCCUUGUAAACUGUCGGGUACAUUACAGGAAAUAAACAGAUCAUACUGUGUCACAAAGAAAUUUAUACAAAUAUCAUUAUCACGGAAAUAUUCUACAGAAACUAACAAAUCAAGAAACAUGUCUGCAAUUACAGAAUUUAUGUUAAAGGAAAGAGGAUUUGAAGUGAAGCAAAAGCAAAGUUUUAUUUCAUCAAAGCUAAACGAUUCUACAAUUUACGAACUGGAAGAUGAAUUAGAUGAAGAGUAUGAUCUUGAAGAACAAAAUCCUUUGAUGUAUGCUGAAGGAGCAUUAGAAGAUCACAUAGAGGAUGUCAUAGCUAGUCAACAAAUACAUGUAGAUAAAACUGAAAAUAUUACUUUUACACAGAUUAAUGCAGACAUCAAAAUGGGAAAGCCGGAUCCUGCAGUUCCAAUGAGCAAUAUAACUUGUCAAGGCUGUGGAGCCUUUUAUCAUUGUAAAGAUCCUUCCAUUCCAGGGUAUUUACCGAGUGAAAGGUUUUUGUCUCUAACAAAACAGCAAUUAAGAAGAAGUCUGUGUCAAAAAUGUAGCCUAAUGCAUAAUCACAAUAUAUGUCUUAAUGUAAGAUCAUCUGAGGAAGAAUUUCAUAAAAUUAUUGAAACAAUAAAUGAAGAGAUGGCUCUUUUAGUGUUAGUUGUUGAUGUUACUGAUGUCAGAAACAGUUUAAUGCCAAACUUAUUUAAACUUCUAAAUAAACAGAGUCGUCCACUAUUUAUAAUUGGAAACAAAGUUGAUUCAAUUCCAAUGGAUGCAUCUGGCUAUUUGAAACGAAUUAAAAGUUAUUUAUUUCAAGAAUGUAAAGAGGCUGGUCUUAAUCCUAAUGGUAACAAUAUAAAGUAUUGUGGACUAAUAAGUGCUAAAACAGGGUAUGGAAUAGAAGACCUAAUAUCAAAUUUAAUGGUUCAGUGGAAACACAAUGGGAAUGUUUAUUUACUUGGAAAUACAAAUGCAGGCAAAUCUACCUUGUUUAAUGCACUCCUACAGUCAGAUUAUUGUAAAUCUAGAGCGAGGGAAAUAGUCCACAGAGCUACAGUUUCAGUAUGGCCAGGAACAACAAUCAGUACAUUGAAAUUUCCAAUAUUGAAUCCAAAAUCUUGGAGAAUGCAAAUGCGUGAAACUAGGUUAAAACAAGACAAGCAGACUUUAGUGGAUGAAAGAAAUCUCCAGAAAUCUAUAGUUCAAGAAAAGGAAAACUUAAGGAAUCAAUGGAAAUCUUCAACUUUGUCAGGCUAUUUAGGUGUAACAGACUUUGGAGAAGACUACCAAGAGCCUCCUCGAUAUGACAUGUCUACUUUUGAAAUGAAGCAUGAUUCCCUGGUUUCUAAGAGUGGGCGUGACCAUCUCUUAGAUCUACCUACUAGUAUAAACUUUGAUGAUGUUGAAUAUCAGCAACAAAACCGUUGGCUUUUAGAUUCACCUGGUGUUAUUUGUGAAAAGCAGAUAAUCAACUUAUUGACACCCACUGAGUUAAUAAAAUUGUUGCCAACUGAUGUGGUGCCACCUAGGGUGUAUUUGUUAAAACCUGGGCAGUCUAUGUUUAUUACAGCCUUGGGGAGAAUAGAUUUUAUUGAGGGGAAAAAGCCAGUGUUUAUAACAGUCCAUGUUACUUCCAAUAUAAAGAUUCACAUUAAAGAUAAAGAAGAGGCGGAUGAUUUCUAUGAUAAAGCCUAUGGGACAAGUGUUUUGCAGGUACCUAUUGGAGAUGAAGAAAGACUGGACAGUAUACCAUCAUUAAUUGGAAGAGAGUACCAUUUGACAAACUUUGUGUCUAAUGACCAUGCCAUUGCGGAUAUUCAGCUUUCAUCACUAGGCUGGGUUUCUGUUACUAAGAGUGAUAACAGUGAUGUAAGACUAAGAGCCUACACACCGGGAGGUAGAGGACUGUAUAUAAGGGAACCAGCAUUGCUGCCUAACAUCAAGGCUUUCAGAGGAAAGAGAAUCGGGGGAAAACAAGAAUACAGAAUUCAACCACCAAAAAUGCUUUAGAUAAUAAAUAUUUCAAUGAC
Messenger RNA from Mytilus trossulus (common blue mussel), 2139 nucleotides. Its product is annotated as nitric oxide-associated protein 1-like. Gene Ontology annotation, molecular function: GTP binding. Bases 80 to 2119 code for a protein of 679 amino acids. The record is from RefSeq and is a predicted model, not a curated record. NCBI's taxonomy places the organism in Eukaryota, Metazoa, Mollusca, Bivalvia, Mytilida, Mytilidae. The transcript is spliced from 8 exons.